UGAAAUUUCCUUUCCUUUCCUUUUCUUCUCCCACAAUAUAAAACCGCUUUCUUCUUCUUCUUCUUCAUCAUCUCAAAAUCCCAUCCGUCGCUGCUCACCUGACCUGGGCCAGUCUCUCUCUCUCACUCAAUGCUCCACCCUGAAUCCGUCUGAAAAAGAGAAAAAAUCCAGAAGCAAAGAGAAAUGGAGCUGAGCUUGGAUUUGGGUCUGGUCCAUGUCUCCAAAACAGUCGCCGAGUGUCUGAAAGAGGUCGCCAAAGUCAAGGAUGUUGGUCAGAAGCUGUCCAGGCUUGACGAUUACGUCAACAGAUUGGAAGAUGAGCGCCGGAAGAUCGAGGUCUUCCGCCGGGAGCUUCCUCUCUGCAUGCUCCUUUUGAACGAUGCGAUUCUGAAAUUGAAGGAGGAAGCGUUGCGUUGCAAGGAAUUGAACGAUCGAGCUGCUGCUGGUCAAGGAGAAGAAGGAGAGAUGAUGAACAAGAAGAGCUGGAUGGAUUCCGUGCAGCUAUGGAAAACUGGAGAUUCCAAUCAGGUGGAAUCCAAUUCAGAAUCCAAACAGAUUGAGCAGCAGAGAAGCGAGGAAGAAGAUGAUCGAUCAACGUGUGAGAAUCCAAUUCAGCAGCUUCACACCAGGGAAGGGUCAUUCAUGGCGUUUAAGCCAAUUGUUGGGUGUGGAAGGAAGGAAGAGAAGGAAGUUGUUUCACAGGCUACUGAGCUGUCUCUCAUGACUCCAUCUCCUCCUGAAUUGGUUCUUGCCCCGAGUCGCGGCAGUAAUCAGCAAAUGAAGCUGCAGAGCGCUAAGCCACAGCCACAGCCAUCGCAGCUUCAGCCCGACAAGAAGCAAAGGCGGUGUUGGGCUCCUGAACUUCACAAGCACUUCAUGAAUGUCCUUGAUGAGUUGGGAGGACCUCAUGUGGCCACUCCCAAGCAGAUUAGAGAACGGAUGCAAGUGGAAGGACUCACCAACGAUGAAGUCAAAAGCCAUUUGCAAGUAUGGUUUCAUUUUAGCUUAUUAAGGCAUUUUGCAUGCUUGUUUUUUAUUAGUGAUUGGUGCAAGAGGAAUGAGACAAAAUUCAAAUUUGACCAUCUCUCAACUUGAGUUGGGGGAUGAAGUCGGUUCUUGACAGAGCAUCAAAGCCUUUGUGUCUUGUGUUUAGAAUCAUGGUAAAACUAAAACGUUGACGGGUUGAUCUAGCUUUUAAGUAUGAUUAGUUUGUGCAAAUGUCAAGCCUAUUAGUUGAUUCAUUCCUGGAUUUCCUUUAUAACAAGUGGAGUGAUUGAGACCGAGCCGAUAUGUGUACACAAUUUGACAUGAAUUCUUUUCUUGUUGGUUGAGCAGAAAUACAGGCUUCACAUCCGAAAGCAUACAGCUUCUUCAUCUGCUGGCCCAGCAAAUGGGUUGUGGACACCUAAGUAUGAUGGAAACAACAGCAAUAACACUCCAAAGGCUAAAGUACUACAUUCCAGUAUGGAAGGUGAAAGCAUGGGAGGCUUCUCUAGGUCUAGCAAUGAAGGUGGAAGCAUGGAAGGAGGGGAUGAGCAAUCAGAGAGUCGUGAUAGUUCGAAAAGAGGUGCUGAGAAGGUGGGCGGUGAAGGAAGAGGAGUCGAUGUAUGGAGGUGAAAGGUAGAUUAAAGGUUUCAAACUAUUCUGUAUACAACAAGGUGGAGAAUCAGCUUGUAAAGAUGAUAGAAAAAGAUACAGUCAAACACAAAUAGAAAAGGGGGGAAACAAGAAGUUGCUGCUCUUAGCAAUUUUAUUUCCUUUUGCGGCUUAUGUAGUUUCAGAGAGUGAUGAUAGGGAUUGAGGGGUUUAUCUGCAGAAAACUGCUGUUGAUUUGUUAGUUCUAUGUAUGUCAUUGUUGUUUGUUUGUUUGUUGAUGAGGUUUGAGGUAGCAGGAGAUUGCUGAAACCAACUGCACAAUCAUUUUGGAAGAGGGGAAUCAUUCUGUUACUGUGUUCUCCAACUUGGGAUUUAUUCAGUUACAUCAAAAUGUUUGCAU
Linum tenue is the source of this 1996-nucleotide messenger RNA. The record is from the annotation of a GenBank genome assembly. NCBI's taxonomy places the organism in Eukaryota, Viridiplantae, Streptophyta, Magnoliopsida, Malpighiales, Linaceae.